CUAAUAAUCAUUAAAACUUUGUUCCACCCAUUAAUACUCAGUUUCAUAGAAUGAGUAAGUUCAUAUCUUUAUUGAUGAGCACAUGCCAAGUAAAAUAAUUUCAAACACACACCUACACAAAAUUCAUGUAAUACAUGCAGUAAUAUAGGAGCAAUUGAUAUUGUCUUAGGAUGAUAAUACUUUAACGGGCACAUAUAAUUAUUCUUUAUUAUUUUUUGAAGUUAGAACAAAAUGAUUGAAGGAAAGAAAAUACUUUAAAUGAAAAGUUAUACUCCCUCCGUCCCGUUGGGAUGUUCCCGCUUUCCUUUUUUAGCAGUCCCAAAAAGAAGUUCUCAUUUCCCUAAAUGGAAAGUUAUCCUAGAUCAAAACAGUGCAAAACAGUGUCAAACCGUGUCAAACAAUAUCGAAAUAGUGUCGAAACAGUGUCAAAACAGUAAAAUUUACCUCUAGUAAGUUUAUUUCGUUAAUAUGCAUGUGGGUCAAACCGGGAAUAUCCAACGGGACGGAGGGAGUAGUAAAUUAAGAACACACUAUAUCUUUUCAUUAUUAUCAGGUCAUCACAACAUCUUGUUAGAGCCACAUCUAUGACGAGCUUUCGUGCAUGAUUUUGGCUUGCAGCGUGCUUCUAACUUCUAAGCCUUAGAAAAGUACAAAAAAAUGACAAAUCUUAAAAUGUCCUUCAAAUAAUAUAAAAAUAGCUAGACAUAAAUAAUUGAUCCAAUAAAAAGAACCAAAACCCCAACAUUUUUGUAGCAAAAUGGUAGCAGUCUUCAACAAAGAACUGAUGAGUUGGUACCUUAUCACCCUCAAGCUCAACCAAACACUUGACAAUCGUCUCCAAAAUGCACAAACCCCUCCCCCUUCCACAGCCACCCGAGCCAUCGAAUUUGAAGAACUCCAGAAAGAACAAAACCAACCAGCUUCUCCUUCAUUGCAGGUCGGAAUCAAGAACAAAAAUAAAUCUUUCAAGGAAUUUCCGAAAUCCCCGGAAUCAGAAUGGGCAAUUAACAUCAGAGAGAAGCUCGACCAAGCCAAGCAAGAAGACGAUUCCGGGUCAUGGUCUAAGCUCUCUAUUUACAGAGUCCCACUGAGCCUGCGAAAAGACGGCGACGACAAAGCUUACAUUCCUCAGAUGGUCUCCUUGGGUCCGUACCACCGUGGAAAGCGGCGCCUCAAGAACAUGGACCGCCACAAAUGGCGAGCUGUUUAUCACACCUUAAACCGCACGAAUCAGGAAAUAAAAUCGUAUCUUGACGCCAUUAGAGCAGUUGAAGAAAAGGCACGAGCUUCGUACGAGGGUUCAAUCAACCUCAGCAGCAACGAAUUCGUGGAAACGAUGGUUCUGGACGGGUGUUUUGUUCUGGAAUUGUUCCGGGGCGCGGCGGGCGGGUUUAAAGAUCUCGGGUAUGGAAGAAACGACCCGGUUUUCGCCAUGCGUGGGUCGAUGCACUCGAUCCAGAGGGAUAUGAUUAUGCUGGAGAAUCAAAUUCCUCUCUUUGUUCUAGAUACCCUUUACUCCAUCCAGUCUGGUGAUCUUGAUCCGAAAGGAGGGGUUGUGGCUAAUUUAGCUGUAAGAUUCUUUGACCCGUUGAUGCCCUCUGAUGAACCCUUGACCAAAAGUGGUAUGAACAGGCUUGGGAAGUCAUUUGACCCGUUGACCGACUUGGCCGGCCUUCAUUGCCUUGAUGUGUUCAGGAGAAGUCUUCUGAGAACAGGACCAAAACCAACUCCAAAAUUUGGGAUCAAGAAAUGGUCGAACAACAACCGGGUUGCGGAUAAACGAAGGCAGCAACUGAUUCAUUGCGUCUCUGAGUUGAGAGAAGCAGGAAUCAAGUUCAAAAGAAGGAAAACAGACAGGUUUUGGGACAUAAAGUUCAAGAAUGGGUAUUUGAAGAUUCCGAGGUUGUUGAUACACGACGGGACGAAGUCACUCUUCCUUAACCUCAUCGCCUUCGAGCAGUGCCAUCUGGACUCGAGUAAUGACAUUACAUCGUAUGUCAUUUUCAUGGAUAAUCUCAUAAACUCCCCGGGUGAUGUGAGUUACCUGCACUAUUUCGGGAUAAUUGAGCACUGGCUUGGGAGUGAUGCAGAAGUAGCAGAGCUUUUCAAUCGGCUAUGCCAAGAGGUCGUGUUUGACGUGAACGAUAGUUAUCUUUCGAGGUUGUCUGAGCAGAUAAACCGAUACUAUGAUCAUAGGUGGAAUGCUUGGAGAGCGGCAUUGAAGCACAAGUAUUUCAACAACCCAUGGGCAAUCAUAUCUUUCUUUGCUGCUGUGGUGUUGUUGGUGUUAACUUUUGCCCAGACUUUCUAUGGAGUGUAUGGAUACUACAAUCCCAUUUCUUGAUAGUCAAACAGCUUUCUGAAAUCAACCGGGAGUUGUUCGAUCAAUACUGAAAAUACAUAAGAACUAAGAAUGUUGUCACUGUGUCUUGUGAGAUGGUCUCACAGUGACACUUGACAAAAUGAAGUGUUCUAAAAAAAAGUAGUACACGAUUCUUUUGAAAAGUUACAUGCAAAUUUUGAAAAGCUCACCAAGAAUUUAAAACGUUGGAGCAUGAGUGAUUUUACCUUUGUGGUGUUAAGGGUAUAUGGUUACCCCUGUUGUUUGAGAGGCAUUUACUUGGUGUGUUUAUGAAUUAUGAAUUAUGAAUUGAGGCAUCCAGUUUCGCAGUUUGUACUAGUGUUACAUGAAUAUAUUGCAAAAAUGCAAGGGCACACAUGCUAAAGCAAAUAAUAUCUUACAAUCCUAUAAACGUUAAUAGAGAUAAGGGUAUAACUCUUACAAUCUCAUAAAUAAACGUUAAUACAAGUAAGGGCAUAACAGGUAGCUUAAAAACGUUGGUGUAAUUUGUUGCUAAAUAAUAAAUAUGAUAGUACUCUUAGAUGUAAGAGUUGUACAACUUUGUAUAAUAUUUAGGGAAAUUUGUCAAAUAGGUUCUAUCUACUUAUACGAAAAAGUCAAUUGAGUCCUUGUACUUUUUAGUGAAUCAGUUGUGUCAUGUUUUUUUUACUGUUUUAUAUUAAUUUU
Molecule: messenger RNA, 3028 nt
Organism: Cuscuta epithymum
Lineage: Eukaryota; Viridiplantae; Streptophyta; Magnoliopsida; Solanales; Convolvulaceae
Source: the annotation of a GenBank genome assembly